Phalacrocorax carbo (great cormorant) is the source of this 2621-nucleotide messenger RNA. The record is from RefSeq and is a predicted model, not a curated record. Lineage: Eukaryota; Metazoa; Chordata; Aves; Suliformes; Phalacrocoracidae.
UGGGAGCGGGGAGGAGGCUGCCGGGGCCGCGACCCCCCUGCCCGGCGGCGCCCCCUCCCUCCCCUCCCUUCGCCCCCAGCCCCUGCGUCCUCUCUUCCCCCGCUCCGCUCCGGCGGCUCCCGGCCCGCCGCCACUCCCCUCCGCCCGGCCCGCGUCCCACGGCACCGGGGGGACAUAAAUCCCUCCCCGGCGGCGGCGGCUCGCCCGUCCGUCGGCAGCCGGCCCGGGGCGAUGGAGGCGGCGGGCGGCCGGGCGCUGCCGUGCCUGCUGGCCACCCUGGGGCUGCUCUCGGCGCUCAGCGCCGCCGGGACGCUCUUCCUCCUGGCGCAGUGGCGGGAGCUGGGCGCGGCGCUGCGGGAGCUGGAGGCGGCGCGGCCCGGCGCGGCCAACGGCUCCCUGCGGGACCCGCUGGGGCCCGGCCGGGGCCCCCCACCCGCCGCCGGGCCCGGGCCCGGCUGGGGCCCCCCACCCGCCGCCCGCAGCAAGCGGAGCCGCCGCGGGGAGCGCGCCCGCGGGCACGUCCGCGCCGAGAACGACGAGAUGCUCAUGCUGAUGACCUACUCCAUGGUGCCGGUCCGAGUGAUGGUGGAUUUAUGUAACAGCACAAAAGGGAUAUGCUUAACAGGCCCCCCGGGUCCCCCAGGGCCUCCUGGACUUGAUGGGCUGCCUGGCUACAAUGGAUCAGAUGGAGUCCCAGGUAUACCAGGACAAAAGGGAGAACCAGGAAUAAAUGGAAAAAGAGGAAAAAUAGGUAUACCAGGACCAAAAGGUGAUCAAGGACAGAAAGGAGAACCUGGAGAAAUGGGUUUACCUGGCAAGGAUGGCAUGCCAGGAGGAAAAGGUGCAAGAGGAGCCAAGGGUGAAAAGGGGGAUGCAAACAAUGAUGUGAUAUUAGAAGGUGCAAAAGGUGAACCUGGACCACCUGGGCCCCCUGGACCACCUGGACCCCCAGGGCCUCCAGGAAAACGUAAAGAUAAAGGUAAAGCACAGCUUCAGGAGAACAUAUACAGCAGCAAAUGCACAGGUGAGACGUGUGCUGUACCGAAUGAUGAUACCCUGUCUGGAAAAGCUGAAGAAAGAAUGCCUGGUCCUUCAAAAAAACCUGAAUGUGUCAUAACGUCUGUAGGAAGUCCUGUUCACUUUGUCAGUGUACAGCAAACGUUUGGAACUUGGAUGCGGGAACCCACAAAUAUAAGUGAUGAAAGGAUUUGGCUUACCAUGCAUUUUUCAGGAAACUCCAUAAAAGAAUAUGAGAAUUCCAAUGCCUUGCUGAAUGACAGCUACAGGAUCAUUAAUAUCACAGGAUUCUUUUAUGGAUGUGGUCAUGCAGUACAAAACAAUCAUCUGUACUAUCAAAAGGGAGGAACCAAUGUCAUUCUGAAACUUGGGCUUGAUAAAGUAUCAUUGGGCACACUGCUAAUUGAAAAUGCCUUAUAUCAUCGUCGUAACUACCUCUUUUCUAACUCGAAGACGUAUUUCAACGUAGCAGUGGAUGAGAAGGGUCUUUGGAUUAUAUAUGCCUCAAGUGCUGAUGAAAAUAUAAUAGUGGCACAUAUCGAUGAAGAAACAUUUUCAGUCAUUCGGCAUAUCAAUACUACAUAUCCUAAGUCCAAGGCUGGUAACGCAUUCAUAGCAUGUGGCAUUAUGUAUGUUACUGAUACUAAGGAUAUGACAGUAAGUUUUGCUUUUGAUUUAUUGAAAGAAAAGCAGAUUGAUGCAAGAUUUGAGUUACGGUCUUCAGAGUCUGUUCUUGCUAUGCUUUCAUACAGUCUAAGAGAUAAGAAUUUGUAUACGUGGGAGAAUGGGAGCUUAAUGGUAUACCCUGUACACUUUGGCAGAUGACUAUAUUUUUAAAAUGUCAUGUAUGGGAGCCAUGUUUGACUAAAUAGAUUAUUUAAAGCUAUAGGAUAUACACAUGGGGGGGGGGUCUGUUCACUUGGUAUAAAUUUCUGUUAACUGAUGGUGGUUUGUGUGUGCAUAAAAGGGAGAACAGGCACUUUGAAUAAACACACUUCAAUUAUAUACGCCAUUCUCGCCUUUUUAAAAGAAUAGCUGUUCAGUAUUGCAGCUGGCACACAGUUAGCACAGACUUACUAUUGUUUUUCCCCUAUUAUUCAGCUCAUAAUUAUAUCUAAUACAUUGAUUAUUCCAUGGUCGUGUGCUCAGCAGAGGCUAUUUAUAACUUUCAGUUGCAAUCAUCGUAUCUGCAAUUAUUUUCUAGUCCAUGAGUAUGGUCUAGUAUAAAUGUCUAAAUAACAAACUUCUGUGUACAAAUACCUUUGUUAUUUUCACAUAAAACUUUCCACUGAUUCUAUGUGAACUUUUUUUUUUUGUUCUGGCCAAAGAUAUACAGCUAUUAGAAAUAGUGGGGAUGGAAAUAAUUGUUUAAAUAGAAAAAAAGCAGAAAGCUUCAAGUUUGACAAGUCCAGUCAAUUAUUACAUAUUCAAAAGCAAACUCCAGCCCAAAUACAAGGAGAAUGGGAAUAAUGGCAUUAUUAAAUAUUGAAUAUAUAUGAAAUUGUGUUUAGUAAAUGAAGCAUGGGCAUGGGAAGAAAAUUAAUGAGGUAUAAAAUUGAAGGAAAGAUGUAAAAUUUAUGAUUAAAAUUCCCUUUUUAACAGUG